AUGUCCCGCUCACCUGAUAACCACCAUGACCAGGCCUCGACCAACUACAAGGAAGCCUUCUCGCUCUUCGACAAGCGCGGCACGGGCAAAGUCUCGCUCGAGUCGCUGGGCGACCUGCUGCGCGCCUGCGGCCAGAACCCCACCCUUGCCGAGAUCGCGGAUCUGGAGAAGAGCAUCGGCGGUGAUUUCGACUUCGAGUCCUUCCUGAAAGUCCUCAACCGCCCCGGUGGAUUCCGCGAACCCGGCGAACCUGAGGAGUAUUGCCGUGGGUUUCAGGUUUUUGAUAAGGAUAUGACUGGGUUUAUUGGCGUGGGGCAGUUGCGGUACAUUCUCACGAAUCUGGGCGAGAAGAUGUCGGAUGAGGAGGUGGAUGAGCUGCUGAAGGCGGUCGAUACCAGCUCGGGAGAGAUCAACUAUACCGAACUCGUCCGCACGAUCCUGGCCAACUGA
Aspergillus clavatus NRRL 1 is the source of this 450-nucleotide messenger RNA. RefSeq names its product putative cytokinesis EF-hand protein Cdc4. Gene Ontology annotation, biological process: mitotic actomyosin contractile ring assembly. NCBI's taxonomy places the organism in Eukaryota, Fungi, Ascomycota, Eurotiomycetes, Eurotiales, Aspergillaceae. Gene Ontology annotation, cellular component: myosin II complex. Bases 1 to 450 code for a protein of 149 amino acids. The record is from RefSeq and is a predicted model, not a curated record. Gene Ontology annotation, molecular function: calcium ion binding. The transcript has 4 exons.